Molecule: messenger RNA, 529 nt
Organism: Arabidopsis arenosa
Lineage: Eukaryota; Viridiplantae; Streptophyta; Magnoliopsida; Brassicales; Brassicaceae
Source: the annotation of a GenBank genome assembly
ACUUUUCUAUCCUUCUAUUGUUAUAAGUUGACGAACAAUAAAUGUAUAGUUGUUUACUUGUUCUAGUAAAUGUCUUAUUAACCGUUUGGAUUCUGCUGCAUUGAACCGAUGCAUAGAUCCUCUUUCCUGCUGUCCCCAGCCCCAAUGGGUGAUAGGAAUUAUCCGUAUGCGUCAAUUGGAUUACCAAAAUUAGUUGAUGCAUUGGGUGAUGGAUCAAAGACGAUUGAUUCUUUCAGAGAACCUGGUUUGGAAGGAGUUCCUAAAGCUAAGAAGAGAAAAAUGAGAACAGAAACCGACAGCACAUCAAAUCUUAUCCUACACCUUCCAACAGAUAUCCUAGCCACCAUUCUCUCAAGAUCCGCUCCUUCAAGGAUGCUUGUGUCCUCAGACCCGUGUGCAAGGACUUCUCCUCUGUGACCAACUCUACUGAUUUCAAUCUACAAUUAUGCAAAGCUGAUUCUCAAGUUUUCCUUCGAGCUUAUAUUAAGGGAUAUAGGCUUGCUUAUAUUAAUGAAAAUGAGGUUGGUUA